UACAUGGACAAAGAAAGCCUCAUCGUCGUCAUCAUAAUCUACAUGUUCAGAAAACCAGUGGUCGUAGUGGAAAAGCCAUGAGCUCAAUAGGCCAAAGCAUAUUGAUGGCCCUGACUGUUACAGUGAACAAGUUUGCUUCAUCUAAUGUGCAGGCAGUCCAUAGAAGGCAACGCAAAGAUAGAAGGAAAACCACUUCCUCCAAGGCAGCCAACGAUUUUGGAAGAAGAGGGCUGCUCUUAUCUGCUGCAUUUGCUACUCCCCCUGUCAGUGAAUCUGGGGCUGAGCUUCUUAAAAAGUAUCUGAAGAAGUCAGAAGAGAACAAGGCCAAGAAUGACAAGGAGAGAAUGGACAGUUACUAUAAGCGCAAUUACAAGGAUUACUUUGAGUUUGAGGAAGGAACUAUAAGGGCGAAGAAAGGGGAGCUUACCAAAUCAGAGAAGGGGAUUCUUGAUUGGCUUGAAAAUAACAAGUGAAAACCACUUUUUUAGUUACAACAACUACUUGAAGUUGUGCACCAAUCUUUUUUAUUUGAAUGAAGAUUCUUACUUUUAUCAGCAUUACAAAUC
Messenger RNA from Prunus persica (peach), 566 nucleotides. RefSeq lists its product as uncharacterized. The transcript has 3 exons. NCBI's taxonomy places the organism in Eukaryota, Viridiplantae, Streptophyta, Magnoliopsida, Rosales, Rosaceae. The coding region runs from base 78 to 473 and encodes 131 amino acids. The record is from RefSeq and is a predicted model, not a curated record. Gene Ontology annotation, cellular component: photosystem I. Gene Ontology annotation, biological process: photosynthesis.